This is a messenger RNA of Caretta caretta (loggerhead turtle), 759 nucleotides long. The record is from RefSeq and is a predicted model, not a curated record. Lineage: Eukaryota; Metazoa; Chordata; Testudines; Cheloniidae.
AUGGGUGUUCUCUGCUUAAUACGCGUCUCUGGAGCCUGCCUUGCGGCCACUGGCCCUCAGGUGCAGACCAUUGUGAACGAAUACAAGGCAGCCACCCUGGCCAUCGCUCGCAGUGCCCAGCAGAUCAGCGAGGCACUGCUGGUGCGGAUCACCGGCAAGCGGGUCUACAAUGACUUGGAGUUUGAGGAGGACCAGAAGGAGCACCGUGCCUGGGUGCAGCAGAAGCUGAUGGAUAUCCACGAGGAGGUCACCAGCAUCAUGCGGCAAACCUAUGAAGUCUUCAAACACGAUAGCGCCGAGGUGCAGCAGUACUGGAUGGCCUACACCAUCAAGAUGAACAGAAUGAUGGAAGAGGCCUUCAGGCUCAAUGUCAAAUGGUCCCUACUGGAACUUUCCAAGGCCAUCAAUGGAGAUGGCAAGACUACACCUAACCCCCUGUUCAGGGUCAAGGUAAUCCUACAGAACAACUACCCAGCGCCAUCUGCACAGGUGGAGUUUCCCCAACUCUGGCCCAGCUCGCGAAUAUGGUCAAUGACAUCAGCAGCCACCUCAUCACCAGCAUCUCUGUCUUCUGCCACCUGCCGGAGAUCCUGACCAAAGGCAGAUUCCUCCACGAUCCCAUCUCGGUUCUCGUGGGGGACUGGUGAGGCUUUGCAAAACCAGCAUGGAAGAGAAGCAAGGGGAUUGACUAGGACUGGCUGUUUGGGCAUCGAAACAGCUGAUCACCAUUCUGUUUGUCCUCCCUCCACACUCAGAGCG